This is a messenger RNA of Elephantulus edwardii (Cape elephant shrew), 1428 nucleotides long. It is a transcript of the gene SPRTN, whose product is annotated as SprT-like N-terminal domain. Gene Ontology annotation, biological process: DNA repair. The transcript is spliced from 5 exons. Gene Ontology annotation, cellular component: nucleus. Gene Ontology annotation, molecular function: polyubiquitin modification-dependent protein binding; metalloendopeptidase activity; single-stranded DNA binding. NCBI's taxonomy places the organism in Eukaryota, Metazoa, Chordata, Mammalia, Macroscelidea, Macroscelididae. The coding region runs from base 1 to 1428 and encodes 475 amino acids. The record is from RefSeq and is a predicted model, not a curated record.
AUGGACGCCGACCUGAUGUUGGCACUACAGCUGCAGGAGGAGUGGGACCUGCAGGCCGCGCGGCGAGAGCGCGCCCAGGAGCCGCUGUCGCUGGUGGACGCAUCCUGGGAGCUGGUGGACCCCACGCCGGACCUACAGGCCCUAUUCUUACAGUUCAACGACCGCUUCUUCUGGGGCCGGCUGGAGGCAGUGGAGGUCAAGUGGAGCAUGCGCAUGACCCUGUGUGCUGGAAUAUGCAGCUAUGAAGGGAGAGGUGGGAUGUGUUCCAUCCGACUCAGUGAACCGCUUUUAAAGUUGAGACCGAGAAAGGAUCUUGUAGAGACCCUCUUGCAUGAGAUGAUACAUGCUUAUUUGUUUGUCACAAAUAAUGACAAAGACCGGGAAGGACAUGGUCCAGAGUUCUGUAAACACAUGCAUCGCAUCAAUCGCCUGACUGGAGCCAAUAUCACAGUGUACCACACGUUCCAUGACGAGGUAGAUGAGUACCGCCGGCACUGGUGGCGCUGCAACGGCCCCUGCCAGUACCAGAAGCCCUUCUAUGGCUAUGUGAAGCGUGCCAUCAACCGGGCUCCCUCUGCCCAUGACUACUGGUGGGCUGAGCACCAGAGGACCUGCGGGGGCACCUAUGUGAAGAUAAAGGAGCCAGAGAACUACUCAAAAGGCAAAGGAAAGACCAGAGCAGGUGCUCACCCAGCGGCAGCAGAGAAUAAAGAUAAACGGAGUCAAGAUGAGAAGCAGCGGGUAAUCCCUUUUACCGGAAAAGGGUAUGUUCUGGGAGAAAGGAGCAGUGCACUUCCACCCAGGAAAUCCAUGUCCUCCAGCACCAUUAAUAAAGCGCAAGACCAUUCAGCAAAUGCAUUAAGAGAAAAUUCUAAAAUUGAGGUGAAAUUUGAACAAAGUGGCUCAAGUAAAAAACCUGUCAUUUCCAGUGUUCUCACUAACAGUUCUCAAAAUGUUCUAAGCAGCUACUUCCCACGAGUAUCUGUUGCCAACCAGAAGGCUGUCAGAAGUGUGAAUGGCUCCCCCACAAGUGACCUCCCCAAAUACUGGAUCCCCCCUGGUUCUCAGAGACAAGCAGUGUCUGUGAAGAGGCCCCUCGAGAGUUUUCUGCAGGCAGCGGAGCCAGCAGCUCUGACCAGGUCUCACGGUGUAUCUGCAUCUGGUGAGAAGCUCACAAGUAAGCGACCCAGACUGGAAGACAAGAGCGUGUUGGAUCACUUUUUUAUUAAGAAGCAGCGAGUGCACAGUGGUGGUCUUGAGCCCCAGUGUCGCCCACACCCUCCAUCGUCAGCUCAGGGUCCCAGCAAUCCACUCAGGCACAGCAGGAAGGUUGUCUGUCCUGUUUGUCAGGAAGAGGUUUUAGAGUCUCAAAUUAAUGAGCACUUGGACCGCUGCCUCGAAGGGGACAUCAUUGAAAUCAAAAGCUGA